CAAUGUAUCUUAUUAAAAUCAGAUUUUAAACCUAACCCUAACCACACUGCUAACUGUAUGCCUAACCCUAACUUUAAAUUAAGACCAAAAAGCUCAUUUUUAUUUUCAUACGUUUUUACAAUUUAGCCACUCUGUGGCUGUGGUAACUAGUGACAACCGUUUUCUACAGAGAGCAUCAGCUGUUGAAUAGCAGUAGCACAAAACAAAAGGCACGGUAGUGAAUGAAGAGCCAUGUCUUCUGAGGAUCCCUUCCAGGACUCUCUAGAUGAUGAUCUAGACGGCUUCUCAGAGCCUGGGAGAGGGAGCAGGAUACGCAGCAGUGUCUACACCAAAACCCCAGAGAUGGAGAGUAACUGUUAUGGAGACUAUGGCGCCACCGGGGGCAAAAGUCCCCUGAUGAAAACAUUGAUGGAUGCAGAAGCAGCGGCCAACUCUGCAGCCGUACAGCUCAUGUCGUUCAAGGAGACUCUGGAGGAUGAUUUUGCCGACUCGAGACACUCUGCCUCUGAUAACCGGCGGAUGUCAAGGCAGAGAGGCCUUCUGCUGGAGAAGUUGGAGGUUUUUAAAGGGAUUAACAAGUCUGUUCGACAGCAACUCAAAGACCUGCAGGAUGCAGAGGCAUCUCGAAUGGAGACAGACAAACACAUUGAUCUCUUACUAAAGAAGCUUACGCAGGCUGAGUGUGAUAAUCUGCAUUUGAAAAGAAAUUUGAAUGAUAAAGAAAAAAUGGUGGAUGAACUGAUGGGUUUGCGGAAGAAAGAAAUGGAGAACACAGAGAAUGCGGUCCAUGCCACCAAGUCUGUGGAGACCACACGUGCUCACCUGCAGGGCCAGCUACACAGCAAAGAGGCCGACAACAACCGUCUCACCGUGCAGCUCCGGGGUUUGGAGAGGAAGCUGACUGAGCAGAAGCUGGAGAUAGAUGGUCUGAGGGGGGAGAUCUCCAGUGUGUCUGAGAAGGCAGAACAGGAGAAAGAGGGCCUGAAGAAGGCCACCCGUGCCCAAAAACAGAGGGCCGAGAGGUUCGAAGCUGCUGUGGAUAAAUGUUACACUCAGCUGAGGGAGAAGGAUGUUCAGCUGGCGGAGGCUUGUUCAGAGAGGGACACAUGGAGGAGACAACAGGAGCAGAAGACAAAUGCGAGAAUUCUGCUUGAUGCACAGAUAGGACUACUGAAAGGCCAAAUAGCAGACAUUACUGCAAAGCUACAGAAGAAGAGGGAGGAAUUCACUGCUGCAAACGAGGUCUUACUGCUAAAAGUGGAAAAACUCAGCGCUGAAAACGGAGACAUUGGCCUUGAGAACGCAACCCUCAAGGCGUCCAUCGUUGAGUUGGAGCUGCAGCUGGUCCAUUCUAAAGCAGCGCUGAAAGAGGAGAGCACCGUCUCACAGGAGAGGAAAGACCAAGCAGAACAGUAUCAGAGUCAGGUGGCAGAGCUUCAAGUGGAGGUAGAGGAUCUGAAAAUAAAGUUGGAGAGUUUUCUGAGGGAAGCAGAGAACAUCAGAGAAGGAAGAGAUGCGGAAGUGAAGAAGGUGAGGCUGGAGCUGGAGGGGCGCGUGAGGGAGCUGGAAGAGUACCCCGAGUUACUGAGCACCGCGGAGCAGAGUCUGGCGGAGUGCCAGGACAACCUGAGGCGCUCAGAGAAGAGAUGUGCAGACAAGGCAGAGGCCAUUAGACAACUGCAGGUUAAGGUGGGGAGACAAGGGGAGAAGAUGAGGUCGUCGAUGGACAUGAAGGAGUCUAUCCACGAGGCCAACUCACAGCUACGGCAAAAAUUGGAUGCUCUUCAAAAGCAGAUGGAGGAGCUUCAUGGGGAGAACCAGGAGCUGGUCCGUAGGCUGGCAGGACAGGAGGAGGCGCUACACUACAGCAGCAGGCAGCUAGAACAGCGCUCAGCAGACUGCCAGGCUCUCAACAGACAACUGGAGGCAGCAGUGGCCGAUGUCAGGCAACAGGUUUCCAAAGUAAAAGACAAAGCAGUCUCCAGAGAAAGUUCCCUUCAGACCAGAAUCCUGGAGCUGGAGGCUGAGAAGAGCAGAAAAGAGAAUGAGCUGAAACAUAUGAAACAAAGCAAGCAGUCAGCUGAGAAGCAGUUUGAGGUGCGUCUAAAGGACCUGCAGCUCAGCCUGGACCAGUCAAAAAGCCACAAACAGAGCAUUCAGAACUACGUAGACUUCCUCAAAAACUCUUACGCCACCAUGUUUGACGAGGGACUACCACAGGCACCGUCUAGUUUUGGAUCGUCCUACUUUUUAAAAUGAUGAUUACUCCGGUAUGUGUGUUUUGCGGUAUGUUAGUGUUGUUGGUUCAAUCAUGUACAAUAUAUGAGCAUUAUUUAAGAAUGUAUUUUUGGAGAAGCAAUGAAUCUGUACAUAUACAUUUUAUGUUCGAUAAAGAAGUCCAUGUAAAUGUUUAUAUAGAUAAUCUAAUACUUUUUUGGUCCAUUUAUGAAUCAAAUUUCAAUAAAGUUUAUAAUGGCC
Salmo salar (Atlantic salmon) is the source of this 2478-nucleotide messenger RNA. Its product is annotated as outer dense fiber protein 2. Gene Ontology annotation, cellular component: centrosome; ciliary basal body. Lineage: Eukaryota; Metazoa; Chordata; Actinopteri; Salmoniformes; Salmonidae. The record is from RefSeq and is a predicted model, not a curated record. Gene Ontology annotation, biological process: negative regulation of cilium assembly.